CCGUAUUUUGAAAAGGAAAACAAAUUACAAAAAAAUUCACAUCCAAACAUGGCCUUAAUGAGUUAAGGUGUGACCGUGUGAAUUUGUUACGGCAACCGGAAGCCGCCAUAUCUACCACCAAACUGCCGAAUGAUGUUGUUACUCUGCUCGCUCCGUGCUCGUCCGAAGUCCGCUCCCGCCUUCAGAAUUCCGCCAUUGCUCGAACUCACUCAGUCGAUCGCAUUCCAAUGGCUCUCAAUUCCCACUUCCUCCUACCCAACAGAUUCCGCUCUUCCUUCCCUCCAAUUCGCGCCGUCGCCGGAGUCCCGCCAAUUUCUCGUUCAAUCAGUCCCCAGACGACACCGUUUCCGCUCCGAUUCUCCGCUCACGCGGCGCAAUCCUCCGGCUUCCCCUCCGUUUCAGCUCUCUCCUCCACCGCCACUCCCGAGACCAGCAGCUUCACUUGGGAUGACGCCGUCCGAGCCUCUCAACCUGAAUACGCCCCCGGGGAUUCCUCCGAUCUCUCUGGAUUCUUCGAGAAGAUCAAGUUCUGCAAUCGCGGCUCUGAAAUGCGAUUCGAAUUCGUUCCGUUCGUGAUCGAGGAGAACACAGUCGGCUACAUUCAUAACCGUUUCGUUGAACAUUUGAAGCGGUUCGAGGAAGUGUUCGUGAUCAAGGACAGCAGCUCCCAUGGAGCCCGAUUUGGGUAUUGCGUUACUUUACAUGACAAGCUAGGCACGCCGGAAGAGAGGACUGCAGCUGUUGGGGAAGUCAUCAAAUGCUUGGUAGAAGAACAAGAAGAGCUAAUUCCAGGUAUACGAAAUGAGCUGUACCCGGUUACUUCAUCGUUUGGUGGGCGAGUCUACUUCUCAUUGGAGCGUGCUGCUGUUCCGUAUUUCGGGAUAAAGGCAUAUGGCAUUCAUAUGAAUGGCUUUGUGGAGAGUGGCGAUGAAAAAUUGUUGUGGGUGGCAAAGAGAAGUCUAGUGAAACCUACUUACCCUGGGAUGCUGGAUCAUCUUGUUGCCGGAGGACUGCCACAUGGAAUAUCAUGUCAAGAAAAUGUUGUGAAGGAAUGUGAAGAAGAAGCUGGAAUACCUCAAUCCAUUUCUGUCAAGGCUCUGCCAGUUGGUGCCGUUUCUUAUGUUGAUAUUGAUGGCGAUAGGUUCAAGAGAGAUGUUCUAUUUUGCUAUGACCUGAAGCUACCUGAAAGUUUUGUACCAAAAAAUCAAGAUGGAGAAGUUGAGGGUUUCAACUUGAUGCCCGUUGGAAGUGUUGCAAAUAUAGUAAGGAGGACUCAUUUUUACAAACCAAACUGCUCCCUAGUCGUCAUUGAUUUCCUAUUCCGACAUGGGUACAUUUGCCCUGAAAGCCUGGGAUACUUGGACCUGUUGCAGAGCUUGAGGAGUGGUAAUUGCUCGUAGAGUAGGUCUAGUUUGUGUUCUCAACUAAUGUUUUUAUCCAUUCUAGUCCAAGCUAGUCCUUGAUUACAAUUUCUUUCUCAAUGUUGUCAUUGUAUAACUUCUAGAAUACGGAUAUAAAGAUGUUAGCGGUUAUUGAGCUUUGAAUGUAUUCGGUCAAAAACAUGUCACAAAUAGUUGUUGACUUGCCUUGGUUGAUUAGAAUGAUUCUCCUUUUAAUUAUAGAAUAACCAUAUAUCUCAUUCUUAUGAUCUUUAGCAUAGUAUGUAUAAAUCAUUAUUCACACAUACUCUCAUCAUUCAACAUAUUUAUGUAAGAGGAAUCUUUCUUGAUGUUCAAGCAAGGGUGGCCAUUAAGUAUGUCAAUUUACCUGUUGUAGUAUUGCAAGAUGUGUAUUAAUGUGCGAGAAGGACAUAGUAUUUGUUCAUGUCUUAGGUGAGUUUAGAGUAUCAACUUAUGAAUUAAGAACAUUUCCGCUCUGAUAUGUUCACAUCCGGUAUUGAUUUUGUUUUACAUUUUUAUUUUGUUAUUUAGAGAAUUGAUGGAAUCCCGUGAACAAUAAUUUUUUUUAAUAAGGGUGAUAUAUAGUAUUCAUUUGUUUGUCAUUAAGGUAAUAUUUAAGGGAUUCGAAUCUGGAGGUUUAUUGAAUAUAUUAAUGAGUUGCACUAUAUCAAUUGAAUAAGUUCAAUUUAAAUCAAAUUGUUAUAUAUACUCAUACACGUCGUAGAGCGCGACCGAUUAACUCGUUCUCAUAUACAGGUCCAACAUAGAUUCCCUCUAGGCUCUAAUUGAAACAAAUUCAGAGUUACUAUAGGUGACAAAUGAGUAACAGGCAAAGUGAUUGUACAACGAAGUGAUUGUACAAAGAAAGUUGUGGAUGUUUAUCAUUAAGUUUAAUCAAUACACUAUUUAAGACAAUAGACAACGUAAUAUCAUGCACUUGGAGUUGGAGGCAUAUAUAGAGAAAUUUUAAUGUUUAGGUGACAUUCUCUCAACUAGCAUCGUCAAAUAGUUGAAGGAGGAUCUCUAUUUUAUCCACUUACACCAAACAUAUGCAGGAAACCACUUGAGAGGUAGUGGAUGUGACAAAUAAUAAAAUAUAAAAAAAAAGUUUAUGAUGCACUAUUUUAGAGUGUCACGUCACUGUUAUAUAAAGAAAGACUUGAUUCUUUCAUUUCUUUCAUUGAGAGACAAAUAUGUUUCUCUUUCGUCUAACGGGUAAUGAGUCUAUUUGAUUUUAUCUUCUCUUACCAAACGAGUAACUGGUGAGGUGAUUGUACAAAAGAAAGUUGUGAAAGAUUAUCACCAAAUUUAAUCAAGUACACUAUUUUAAGAUAAAAAUAACUUGAUAUCAUGUACUUUGAGUAUAUUUAGAUAAAUCUUAAAUGUUUAGAAGACAUUCUCUCAACUAGUAUUGUGAAGUAUAUGGAGUCUUAAUCUCUAUUUAAUCCACCAAUAUACCAAACAUCAGCAUGAAAACAUUUCGGAGAUGAUAGAUGUGAUAAAUAAAAUAUAAAAAAAUUAUUUGUGAUGUGCACUAUUUAUUAAUGUCACAUCACAAACCUCAAAAUAAUAAAAAUAACAAUAAUAAUAAAAUCUCCAAGAUUCUAAAAGAAAGAUAAAAUGUAGUUGCGACAUAAAAGAGAAAGACUUAUAAAAUGAGAGAUGUACU
Molecule: messenger RNA, 3069 nt
Organism: Linum trigynum
Lineage: Eukaryota; Viridiplantae; Streptophyta; Magnoliopsida; Malpighiales; Linaceae
Source: the annotation of a GenBank genome assembly